Molecule: messenger RNA, 2812 nt
Organism: Salvelinus namaycush (lake trout)
Lineage: Eukaryota; Metazoa; Chordata; Actinopteri; Salmoniformes; Salmonidae
Product: RELT-like protein 1
Exons: 7
Coding region: 1-549 (182 amino acids)
Biological process (GO): positive regulation of p38MAPK cascade
Cellular component (GO): plasma membrane
Source: RefSeq, a predicted model, not a curated record
AUGCGAGAGCUGAACGACACCAUCAGCGAGGGCAACAACGACACCGUGGGACAGAUUGUUCAUUACAUCAUGCAGAAUGAAGCGAACUCCGAUGCCCUCCAAGCCAUGGUUCCUGAAAACAGCAUAGACUCAGAAGGCCCACCGCUGACUCCCACCUCACCCACCCUCCCAGUGACCCCUAUCUCACCUCGUGUCCCGGUGGGACUUGCCAAACACACCUGCAACCACCUGCACACCAUCGGAGGCAUGGGGGGCCUCAGGAGCGUCUGCAACCGCUGCAAUCACAAGAAGUGGCCCCUGAUGAGGCGUGUGUCCACCAAGAGGAUAGCAGACAGGAGGAGCCACGGAGAGGUCACUGUGUUGGCUGUGGGGAGGUUCCGGGUUACAAAGUGUGACAAGGAGAGGCCCGUCAGAGAAAGGCGGACCAUGCUCAGCACAGACUCCAAUGGGAGCGCACCCACGUCGCCCACGGAGAAGGAAGCCUUUGAGAGCAGGACCAUCUCCGAGUCACAUCAGGAGCAGAACGAUGAAGGGGCUGAUCCAAAGUGACAGAAACCAAGAGCAGCGCAUGGCUUCCUGAAGAGAGCCGAGGGGGGAAAUAUGAUCAUUUGCAACACUUUUUAAACCCAGAAUCAGACCGUAGAGAAGCAUCAGUGCGCGAAGAGCAGCAGAGGCAAUCCAGGGGUAAGUCCCUCCCUAUCCGUGCCCCUCCUCCUUUGAUGGUCAGACGAGAGAAGACAGCGGUGUUGAUGGUGAAUUAGAGGAUGAAGAUAAGACAGGAGGUUACUCUCUCUUAUCAAACUGGCCCUCUGUCUCGGGCAAGGUAGCGGAAAAGGGUGUAAAGUAUGGCAUGUUUGAAAGAGCCAUUGUGGUGAUCAUCAGACAGUGAGUCACUGGUAGUGCCCCCUCACCCUCUCGUCACCAAAGAUGUGGAAACCACCACCAACGUUAAUGGUCAACAAAAAAAAAAUCUCCCACGAUUCCGCUGCCAAGGAGGAAAUCCACAAACGCUCACCUGACCAGGAAGUUGAGAUUGCAUUGGGGGUUGUGUGAGCCAAGAGCCAAUAAACGGUGCACUGUGUUGGAGCCAAAUACACAUCUGCUAAAGGUACAAUCUCUACCUAGCCUUCACGUCCACUUCUGACCCACUGGGCAAAGACGGGUUGAAUCGAAGUUGUUUCCACGUCAUUUAAACCCCCAGAAUCUAUGAUGACGUUGAAUCAACGUGGGAAACUAAUUGGAUUUGCAAAAAGUCAUCAACUUAAGGGAAUUUAUAAUUCCAGUGACAUAGUGAUUUAUUUGUAUAGUUAUUUUUUUUUAACGUUAGUUGACAACUCAACCAAAAAUAAAUCAACACUAGACGUUGAACCGACCGCUUCCAAUUGGCUCAUUCCCCCCUCCUCUCCCCUGUAACUAUUCCCCAGGUCGUUGCUGUAAAUGAGGUGUUCUCAGGACUGUCUAGUCCCCCCCCUUCUAGAACUCCAAUGGAGUACAUUAACUAGGUUUAUACGGCGAGGACAAGUUUCCUCAUCACCUUUUUUUAUUCAUUAAUCUUUUGGUUGUCACGGUGACGUAUGGAACCGCUUCUGAUUCCACCCCAAUGAAACUACCUAUUUUAAUUGGCCAUUGACUCAUCUCUUUGCCAAUGUUACGUAUGGUUUCUAUUCAAAGGAGCUGAACAAAUCCAUUUUAAACUUCAGUAGGAGGCCUUUAAAAUGCACUUCUUUCUUGAUCGAUGCACAGACAGUCUUCCUCUGAACUGCUAGUAUAGAGCAGCUGCCUUGUGUGUCUCACUGAUUUUGAGUACGGUGGUAUGUGGUGGGAAUGUAAACUUUGUGUGAGACGUUUUCUUUUUUUUUUGUAUUUUUGUUGUAUUUUUCAAGGUGAAUCUUGAGGUCAAGUGACUUGCAAGUCACCAGAUGUUUUGUUUUCUAUGGUGAUUAAGGUUUUUUAGUCCAGGACUUGGAUAAAUGAACAUUACCUUUAGGAAAAAAAAAACAGUGGCUUUUUAUCUAGAACAGGAGCUUAACCAAAAUUAUUAUACAAUGCAAAAAAAUGUAUAUUUCUCAGUGAGGAAAAGUAAUGUCUUGUGAUCAAAUGUGUUUAAAAUGUAAUUUAUACUGUAACAAUUAAUCUAUUGACUCCCCAUUUGCCAUGAAUUGUAAACAAAUGUCAAAGUAUGUUCAAACGGACAGUGUUUCAAAUGGUUACCCAUACCAAAGCCAAAACUGUUUUCUGGGAGGGAUUACUUUUUAAGCUUUACAUCCUUCAACGAGUAGGCCUACAUUGACCAAACCUGAACAACGUACAAUGGUACUCCAAUCCAAAUCUAGCAUCCGACAUAAAACAAACAAAAAUAAGUUUCAACAGUCUAAAAGUAUUCCCUGUGAACGUCUCCUCUCUUUACAGAUGAAGGAAAAGAGAAAAAUCCACUUUUAGGCUUUUGAGGAAUGUCAGACUUUUUUGGCAAAUUUUAAAACUGGAAUGACUUUCAUCUAAGAGCUUUAAUAUCAAUCUUUUUUUGGGGUGGGAUUUUCUCCAAAAAGCAUCUGUUUAUGUGAAAUAGGAAUGUAUUGAGUGUCUGACCUAUUCAAUAUAAUUCAAUGUGUUUGUUAUUUGCUCUCAUGUUUGCUUUGGAAACUGUACAGUAUCAAAGUCUUAUCACAAUGGUCUGUCUUUUUAGUCUGUCCUAUGAAAAUGUAUUUAGGAAAUAAAGCAAACUGACUGAAAGUUUUUGCCAUUUUAUGUUGACAGUUGACACUAAUAAAAAUAAAAUACUAUAGAAUUUAAUGAGAAUGUUUUUAAGGAGAGA